CUCUCCUCGCCCCCGUCCGAGCGCACGGCCUGCUCCCCGCUCCCCCGACAUGAAGACCCCGGGCGAGGUGCUGCGCGAGGGCGAGCUGGAGAAGCGCAGCGACAGCCUCUUCCAGCUGUGGAAGAAGAAGCGGGGCGUGCUCACCCCGGACUGCCUGAGCCUCUUCCCCGCCGGCCCCGGCGCGCGCCCCAAGGAGCUGCGCUUCCACUCCAUCCUCAAGGUGGACUGCGUGGAGCGGACGGGCAAGUACGUCUACUUCACCAUCGUCACCACCGACCGCAAGGAGAUCGACUUCCGCUGCCCGGGCGAGAGCUGCUGGAACGCGGCCAUCACGCUGGCGCUCAUCGACUUCCAGAACCGCCGCGCCCUGCAGGACGUCCGCAGCCGCCGGGAGCUCGCCGCGCCCGCCGCCGCCCCGGAGCCCCUGGCAGCCCGUGCGCCCUGAGCCCGCCUCGGAGCCCCACACUGGACGAGUCGGGCCGGCCGCGCUGCCGGCAGGAGCCCAGGAGGUGCGCGGGAUGGCCGGAACCCCCACCCCCUCCGCGGACCGCCUCGAGGAAUGAGGCUGGGGCUGCGUCCCAGCCCCGAAGGGGACCUUCCCUUGCGGAGCCGCUGUGCCCUGCCCGCUGCGCGGGCGAGUUAAAUUAUUGGAUUAUCUAUGUAUUUAUUUUGAUGGUUAUUUUUUGUCAAACUGUAUGUCUUAAUAUUUUGUUUUUGCACCUGCCAUUCCGAAUAAACUACUGGACCUGUUUUUUCUA
Molecule: messenger RNA, 758 nt
Organism: Phyllostomus hastatus (greater spear-nosed bat)
Lineage: Eukaryota; Metazoa; Chordata; Mammalia; Chiroptera; Phyllostomidae
Gene: PHLDA2
Product: pleckstrin homology like domain family A member 2
Exons: 2
Coding region: 50-445 (131 amino acids)
Biological process (GO): positive regulation of apoptotic process; placenta development
Molecular function (GO): phosphatidylinositol phosphate binding
Source: RefSeq, a predicted model, not a curated record